AUGUCGACGUCGGUCUUCCUGGUGCUAGUGCUGGCCCUCCUAGUGACUGGUGAGGCCGAACCUGCUACCGAAUUCAUGGAGGCCUCGGACGGCGGUACCGCCUCCCUACCUUGUAACCUCACUCCCGUUGUAACUCCUGAUAAAAUCAGUGUCGUUUUGUGGUACAAAGGCGUGGACGAAUCACCGAUUUACAAGUACGACUUACGCGGAAGUCAGCCCGUGCGUUGGGCUGACUCAUCCCUGCAGAACAGGUUUUUUCUGAGAAUUCUGGACGAUAACAGAGCGGCCAUGAGUAUUUCGCCGACAAGACUUGGCGAUGAGCAGAUGUUUCAUUGCAGAGUUGAUUUCCUAAAGUCCCCUACGAGAAUGACUCGAGUCAACUUGACGAUUAUUGCACCCGCCCGGGUCAACAGUGAAAGUUAUGAUGAAAUAAUAGCAAUCCUCAGUGGGCAUUUCGCGCCUCGCACUUCAGAGAUGGUGUGCCGAUUCAAAUUCUAUAGACGUAGUCAACAGCCAGAAGCAUUGCUGGUUUCAUCAAGGAACUUCGUCAUUUGGAAGAAAAUUGAUGUUUUGGCGGGACCCUGGAGACAAUGA
Messenger RNA from Phaedon cochleariae (mustard beetle), 594 nucleotides. NCBI's taxonomy places the organism in Eukaryota, Metazoa, Arthropoda, Insecta, Coleoptera, Chrysomelidae. The record is from the annotation of a GenBank genome assembly.